GACCGCCACAGUCCUGUCGUGCCCACCCGGUCUCAUCACCGGGCUGACGGACAGAGAGAGAGGGGGACACCGAGCAGAAGGCGACAAAGGGCGGACUGACCGGCACCAUGAAGCUCAUCUGCCGGUUGCAGCUUGCAAGUAGGAAGUGUGCUCUUCUGCGAUAGAUAGCCACCCGCCAUGGAGCUGAGAUAACCUCUUCCUCUUUUCUUCACCAAUCACGGCUCUGGACUGAGUAUAACCAUGGGAACAUGGCGUGGUCUGCGGGUGGCAUUCAUCCUGGGGUCUUUGUUCAUGAUUCUGCUGAUCAUUGUGUACUGGGACGAUGUCGGGGGCUUCAACCUCUACCCGCUGCAGGAGCCCAAACGUGAGUCGCUUCACCCUCGGACGACCACCGGGCCCUCACACUCCACGUCCACCAGCAGAGCCAAGACCGGUUCUUUCUCUACUGUCCUCACCACUGCUCCCAGUCCAACACUGGUAACUGAGAAGACAGGUGGAGCAGCUGAGGAGCAUACACAGGAGGAGUGGACGGAUGAUAGGGAGCAGGAGGCGAGGAAGCAGAGUAUCAUGGAUGUGUGUUCAGGAAAGGAUGCCGUUGAAUUCCCAGGGAGGACUCGGGCAUUUGAGCAGAUCCCCAACAGGGAACUGGAUCACCUGAUAGUGGAUGACACUCACCAGAUUAUCUACUGCUACGUUCCCAAGGUGGCGUGCACCAACUGGAAGAGAGUGAUGGUGGUUCUGUCUCAGUCUCUGAUUUCGCCCUCCUCGGGAAAACCUUACACUGACCCAGAGGCUGUACCUCCUGACAUCGUACACAACUCCUCUCUCCACCUCACUUUUGCCAAGUUUUGGCGCCAUUAUGGUUCUCUCUCCCGCCACCUGAUGGCACUCAAGCUCCAGCACUACACCAAGUUUCUGUUUGUACGAGACCCUUUUGUUCGUCUUAUCUCAGCCUUCAGGAACAAGUUUGGAAAGCCUAAUGAGGACUUCUACAAGCAGUUUGGUUCUGUCAUGCUGCAUCGUUAUGGUAAUGUGUCGGGCAGUUUGCCAGCGACAGCGGCUGAGGCGUUCGCAGCAGGAAUCAAACCAACAUUUCAGCAGUUUAUCACGUACCUGCUGGAUCCAGAGACGGAGAGGGAGAGUAUCUUCAAUGAACACUGGCGGCAGGUGUACCGUCUGUGCCAUCCAUGCCAGGUGAAGUAUGACUUCGUCGGACGACUAGAAACCCUGGAAACAGACGCGGAGCACCUGCUGAAGCUUCUGGAGGUGGAUCAUCUGGUACGCUUCCCUUCAGGGGCUCGAAACCGAACUGCGGCCAGCUGGGAAAGAGACUGGUUUGCGCAGAUUCCCAUGACAAUGAGGAGAGAACUGUACAGGCUGUACGAACCCGACUUUAAGCUGUUUGGCUAUCCCAAACCUGACAGCAUGCUCCACCAGUAGACCACCGAGAGCCAAAGGCCUGGGCACUGCACUGUGUGUGGAGCCCAAACCUCAACUACCUGCACACAGCCAGCAAAUGCCUUUAAAGACGAGUCUAUGAUGCUGUUUGUUUUAUUUGUUCUGUGCAUACCUCAAAUGACUGAAGUGCCUGCCCGUAUUAUUUUAUUGUUCUCAUCAUUUCAUAUCUGAAGCACACCUGCUUACAAGCUGCAUUAUCCCAGUCUGUUUCCCCCGUGGAAAGGCACUUUGAAUCGUAUUUUGUGAAUAGUAUUUUGGUAAGUCAAAGGGAAAGGACUGGGGCUAACUGUUAGCUGACAUCUCUCUGAAGGGAAACAUGUUGCAGAGAAGUAAAGUGUUUUUGCAAAUGUCUGUCUUUCUUUUUCUACUUUUACUGUGCAUGUGGAGAAGUAUUCACACAUCUUGACCAAAAAUACCACAAUAUAAAAGUGUAAUGCGAGUAACUUAAGGUAAAGUCAGGUUAAUAGUACGGAGAGUACCUCUCAGCCCCUGGAAACAGUUGCAUUACUUCUUGCGUAGCUCAGGAGGACCUUGAUCAUCUCUUAGAAUAUCAGUUUAGGCUUAGAUAUGACUUAUCUUUAACAAAUCUCAAGAGACUUGCAAAUUAUAAGGAAAGGCUGAACAAACAGGGGGCAUAUGUUUUGAAAGGAGUGAGUGUCUACAAGGUAAUGAGGGUCUAAUUAAUAAAUGCUUUUGUUAUAUUUUGGACAAUGCUGGAUCAAAUAUUUUGAAACUUGGUCCAACAUAAUGAGCUUUAAGUCAGGAUAUCUUGUCCUCUACUGAUUUGAUUUUCACAAAAUUAUCUUUAAUGAGAAUUUGAUGAGUCCUCCAACUUUAUGAAAGUAGUACAGUACAUCUCUAUGUAAAAGUACAGAAGUAUUAACACCAAAAUGUACUUCAGUUCAGUUCAGUUCAGUUCAUUUAUUGGUCUCCUCAGAGAAAUUUGUCUUGGAGCUAGGGGUCAGCAUACACAUACAUACAAUCAACUUAGAAUUACCAAAAUAAAAAUAAACACAUUACAACACAUAGUCACCCAGUUAGCCUCGGUGCAUCAAAUUAAAUACAUAAUAUAUACGUCAGACACACUCCUCAUUAAUCAACUUGAUUGACACUGGAAUCAAGUAUCAAAAUAAAAGUACUUAAGAUGCAGAAUGACCUCUUUCAGAGCAUAAAUUUAUUAUAAAAAGGACUUAGGCAAAAUAAAGGUAAAAGGAAAGCAAGUAAAAGCAUAGUUUUGUUUCCAAAACAUAGUAUAAACUGAAUAUACUGUAAAUAAUCCAUUAUGUUUUACAAAAUUAUGUAAAUUUUAGCCUGCAAAGUCACCACCUGAUAUAUAAAGUCAAACGUACAAUAUUUCCCUUAAAAAUCUAAUAAAGAGAAAGUCAGGGGUGGGAAGUAACUAAUUA
Messenger RNA from Epinephelus fuscoguttatus (brown-marbled grouper), 2864 nucleotides. RefSeq names its product carbohydrate sulfotransferase 12-like. Gene Ontology annotation, biological process: proteoglycan biosynthetic process; carbohydrate biosynthetic process. The transcript is spliced from 6 exons. NCBI's taxonomy places the organism in Eukaryota, Metazoa, Chordata, Actinopteri, Perciformes, Serranidae. Gene Ontology annotation, molecular function: sulfotransferase activity. The coding region runs from base 241 to 1440 and encodes 399 amino acids. Gene Ontology annotation, cellular component: membrane. The record is from RefSeq and is a predicted model, not a curated record.